CUCACUGCGCCCCGCUGCCAAUCACAUAACCCUUGCACCGCUCCCUUCGCACCCCGGUUAGCCAAUCCGCUCCAGCUCUGAUUUUACGAUCUCCCGCUGAUGUUAAGACUAUCUUCGAACCCCAGAAGAGAUCUGACUUCAGACGUAUCAACAACUGGCGCCGCUCAGACUGCUUGCGAGCUCAACAGCCAUGAAACCAGGGAUCAACAACUACCUUCGCGUGCCCUAUGUGCAUAUCACUCGACUCUGAGAUAAACCUGCUCAACUCCUCUUUUUUUGAGUCUCUCGAUCGAAUUGAUAUCUCUGACUUGGACACCUUUAUUGGUACGAGUUCCCCGAAUUCUUCACCACCAGUGCUUGUGCGAUCCACAGGAAAGAAUAUUCGUCUCUCCACACGGGACAGACAGCAUUUGCUCUCUAUGCUAGAUCGCCCUGCUUCAUCUGGCCCCAGUUCCAUUCCCGUCGGAGCUUGUUCUCUCCCGCAACCCGCUGGGAAAAACCUGCGCCUGUCCGCCGGGGACAGCCAAGAUUUGCUCUCCGAGCUCACUCCCGAUGCUCCGGCCGAUCGGAGCCCCAGAAACGCUUCUUAUUCUCCGCCAUCAGACACACGAAAUGCACCGCGCCUGCCUUUGAGACCCAAUCACGGGCGUCUCAGAAGGAGGAGUAGCAGGACCCGCAGGUUCGCAAGGACAAGGAGGACAAAGCGAACAUGCACCCGAAGGCAGCUGGCUUCAAUCGCUCUUCGCGCGCAUGAGUGGACCGAGUUAAAACGUAGUGAUGAGAGUGUAAUCAGCUUUCUCAAACGUUAUGAUCCACCAGAGCCUUUGAUCCCCGCCAUGCUCUCUGUGGAGGCCGUACAAGCCCAGCACAACUUCGCUGUAGUGCUGAGGCCCCGACCCUAA
Molecule: messenger RNA, 902 nt
Organism: Maylandia zebra (zebra mbuna)
Lineage: Eukaryota; Metazoa; Chordata; Actinopteri; Cichliformes; Cichlidae
Source: RefSeq, a predicted model, not a curated record